AUGUCUUCUCCUCUAGUGAAGCCCCACAGAGUCCACAGGGAUACUCACAUUUUUACAUUGUCUAAUGGUUCUAGAAAUACAAAGAUGAAAGAAUCAAAUGUUAACCAGAAAAUAUCCAUCAAGACACUGGCAGAUUUUAAACUUCGCGCUGGAGUCAAGCCAAUUCGCCGCAUGGAUGUUUCAGAUGCAAUAGAAGUUAAACAUGACAAUGCAAUUAAAGUACCCAGCUAUAAUCAGGAAACGCAGGCUUUAGCUAUCGCAGCAAACAAAAACCUGCCACCACAUCUGUUGCUGGCAUCGCUGUUAGAAGAACUCUGUUUUAUCUAUGUCAAGGACAAGAACAAGGCUCAACAUUUGUUUAAAAUUCUGUGCGAGCGGCUGAGCAAACUUCAAGUGAUGGCCCCUCUCAGCCAUGUGGAUGAGAUGAGUGGUUUGAGAUAUCAGCGCAGAACAAUGCUGAACAAACUCAUUAGAGCAGCCAUGAGAUCAAUGGAGCAGGGUCCAUCAUUGCUGGCUUUACCUGAAACACACUUUUCUCUAAAUGUAAGUAGUCCUGGUUUUAUGGAGGAAGAUAUCAUUGAGCAGCAGACUUCGCGCUACAAGAAUGAGUUCCAAGAACUGGGUAUUCUGGGCAAAGGAGGCUUUGGAUCCGUGUUCAAAGCCAGAAACUACUUAGAUGGUUGUGAAUAUGCAGUAAAGAAAGUCAGAUUCAAACACAAAAAUACUGAUUUGGAACUGAAGCUGCUAAGAGAAGUGAAAGCUUUAGCAAACCUGCAGCACACCAACAUUGUUGGCUACAAUGCCGCAUGGAUGGAGUACGACAGCCCUUACUUGACUGGCAAAGUUCUGUCAUCAGAAAGGUCUCCCAUUAAAGGUCAAAGGACAGAAGACAGUGACAGUGACACAUUUGACAAUCAAGACAGCAUGAGUGUAGAAUUUUGUCUUUCUGAUGAUCACAUCAAGUCUGAAGUGGGAAGAACAUUUGCUAUAUCAGUGCCAGGUGGCUUGGCCAUGAAUGCAAAACUCUUUAGUACAGUUCAUCAACAAGACUUUGCACCUUUAGCUGGAACGAAAAAUGAAAAUCAGAACAGAUCGUCAUCAGAAGACAGUGUGGUUUUUGUUGACUCUGUGCAGGAGCAUGAAGUUUUCCAGAAGUUAUCUAAACUUGACUUAAAGAACGUAAGAGUUAAAAAAGGAACAAGCAGGUCACCCAUGAAAACAAAGAAUAAGCAUGAGGCAAAUUACUUUCCAAAAGAUGUUAAGAACCACAAGAAUAGGGAGACUCUAUGUUGUUAUGAUAAAGGGUGUAAUGUAUCCACAGAAACAGCGAAAGGUGCUUCUACAAAGAUGUUUCCGAGAGGCUCUUUACGAAAUGCACACAAUGUAGAUGAAAGUUUGCUUGAUAAUUCAUCUGCCAUUCUACAUUUUCACAGUGUAGAUGAAAGUUUAUUAGAAAACUUAUCCACUAAUCCACAGUUUCAUAAUGUAGAUGACAGUUUGCGUGGAGACUUAUCCACUGAUCCAAAGUUUCACAAUCUAAGUGACUGUUUCUUAGAUAACUCAACCACUGAUCCACAGUUUCAUAAUGAAGAUAAGAGUUUGCCUGGCAGUUCAUCCACUAAUCCAAAGUUUCAUAAAGUUUUAGUUGAACAUAGACACAGUAAUCAUAAUACAACUGGGUUGUUGACCAGCAGUGAUGUUUGUAGAGUGCAUAGACAGUCUGAUUCCGUUGGGUGUGUGGCGGACCAGGAGAUUGCAUGUACAUCUGUUGAUAACCAAAAGAGUAUUAGAAACACAGCACAAGUUCGUUAUCAUUGGUGUCCAGAUUUUGCUAAAUUCUCUGACCAGAAGUGUCAGUGUUCUGGUGUUCAGUUGCCACCAGACUUUAUAAAUAUAUGCCAACAGGCAGUAUCAUCAGUUGUCAUAGAUCUCAAAGAAGAUUGUCAUCUUCAUCAGCAUCAAGAGUACACAUCAGUUGCCAAAUUGGAUUUAAAUUCAUAUAUGCCAGCUGAUUGCCAGCAUUGUGUGUUAAGUACUGCUUCCCAAACACAAAGCCUUCAGCUAAACUCCACUCUGUCCGAGCUGUUGAUUUCAGAAACAGGAAAGUCACAUGAUAGUGAGCAGGCUUUAUCAACACCAUUUCAAGCAGCGGGUUCUUCAGUCACCCUCAAGGCAUCAGUCUCACAUUCGCAAUGCAAAAAUAAAGUAGCUAAAGUAAAUCCAGACCAAACAGCUUUCACAAAGAAGCAACUGAGACACAGCCCUAUAUUGUUGCAUGCCUCAUCUCAAAGCCAACAAAUGAAUACUGUACCUGAAACUACACAUGGCCCCAACAUUUUCAUGUCUCAUACAAGCAGCAUCGUAGAGCCUGUAUCAGAAAUUUCCAAUACACCCACCAGAGCAGAAAAAUCUGGUAACGGACUAGCAGGUUUAAGACGAGGUCCCAUGAUGAGAGUCAGCUUCCGGAGUGACAGUGAAGAAGUUGUAGAAUCCCACAGUAAUUAUGUCUUUCAUAACUCAGUAACAUUGUACAUACAGAUGGAACUUUGCACUUUUACAUUACAAGAAUGGAUGGCAGAACGCAACUCAGAAUUUCACUUAAAAGGAUGUG
Messenger RNA from Candidula unifasciata, 2611 nucleotides. NCBI's taxonomy places the organism in Eukaryota, Metazoa, Mollusca, Gastropoda, Stylommatophora, Geomitridae. The record is from the annotation of a GenBank genome assembly.